This is a messenger RNA of Paramuricea clavata, 5925 nucleotides long. Lineage: Eukaryota; Metazoa; Cnidaria; Anthozoa; Malacalcyonacea; Plexauridae. The record is from the annotation of a GenBank genome assembly.
AUGUCAGAUGUACCAUGGGAAAGCGAAGAAAAACGAAACUACAUUUGUAUGCAGAAUAUUAUCAUUGAUGUUGUCAGUGAAGGAUUGCGGAAAGUUUUUAAAAACGAAUGGAACACUCGUUAUCAGGCAAGCUUGGGAGCAUGGGAUGACACCAGUGUAAGUGGACAGCAGUUGUUUAAUCGGGAAAACACUCGGCCAAGACCAAACAAAAACAUGUACCAGGCGAAAUUUCAACAAGGAAAUACAAAUCAAUGGGAUUGCUCUGUGCUUUUUGACGCAAUUCUGUACUCCAACUCGAUUAGUAAAUCAAGCCUUAAUCCAACAAUUAAGACUGAAGUGGAGAAUAUUCGAUAUAUGCGAAAUAAAAUUAUGCAUGCUGAUGAUACAACCCUAUCUGAUGCUGACUUCCAAACCAUGAUCAGGGAUGUCGAAAAGGCAUUUAAGUCCCUCAGUCUUCCAGUUAAUGAUAUUACUCAAAUGAAAAGUAAGCGAAACCUUUACAAAUCAUUUCAAGUUCUACCUCCAAAGCCAACCCACGAAGUUGUUCGCCGUUCCGAGAAGGUCAAAGAAAUAGAACAAGAACUCCAGAAGUUACGCAUUGAUAGCGACGGCAAACUUACAUAUUUCUAUAUUUCCGGAAAUCCCGGAAGUGGAAAAUCGCAGCUGUCCCGGCAACUGGGGGAGGAUUUGUUCAAAGACGUAAAUCUUGAAACACAGACAACAUUUGUAAUGACUUUGCAUGCAAAAGAUUUAGACACUCUGCGUCACUCGUAUGAAGAUUUUUGCCGACGUCUAAAUUGUUCCGAGAGAGUAUUGAGUAAUGUAAUCAAUUCAUCCAAAACAAACAAAGAAAAGAUCGAAGAUUUAAGAUCACUGAUUGAAAGCAGAAUCAAGAACUGGAAAAGGUGGUGGAUUAUAGUAGACAAUGUGGAAAAUCUCCAGAAAAUGUCAAACCUACUACCUCAAAGGGACGACGAAGUUUGGAAUAAUGGCCAAAUUAUACUAACAGUUCAGAAUACAAAUGCAGUCCCUUCUGACAGUCUGUUCACUAGGCAUAUUUCACUCAGUCUUGGCAUGAAGGAUGGAGAAUGUCGUCAGUUACUUUCCACAUUGUCAGGAACUGAUGCUAAUAAUCCAUUAUUAGACGAAGUUGCGGAGAAGUUAGACUAUCAACCUUUGGCCAUGGCUGCAGCUGCUGUAUACUUCAAGAAAGUCAUCGAGGGAAAAUAUUGUCGAACGUUUUCGUGGCAAGAUUACUUACAGAAGUUAAAAAAUAAAAGAAUAGAAACAGAAAAACAACUGGAACAAAUUAGCACAGCCUAUACAUCUACCAUGACGGCGGCGGUGAAACUAGCUGUUGAAAAGUCUGCCGAAGAUUUAAUUUUAAAUCACACAUUCAAUCUUUUCUCUCUGAUUUCCUUUGAACCGCUACCUGUUGAUAUCAUUGUCAAAUACGUACAGGAAAUUGAUCAAAAAUAUGAUAAAGAAGACAUUUAUUUGGCAUUGAAAGAUUGUUCACUUUUUCUUCUUACUGAAACUGAAGAUUGCGAUGUCUGGCUACAUCGUGUUGUCCAUGAAGCAACUAAAUCAUUAAGUGUUUGCAAAGAAUCGGACACUACUUAUUAUUCUCACCCUGGCAUUGCUAAUGAAAGAGCGAUCAUUGACGCUGCAACUACAGUUCAAAAUGUUAUAAAAGCACUUUAUUGUUUCCAACACCGGCACGAUCAAAUCAAAAUGAUUCCACAUAUAAAGGCAUUCAAUGCAGCAAUUGAAAAACUAUUUGUUGAACAAGACUCGUUAUAUUCAAUUAGUUCAGACUUUGAAAAACCUGAUAUAUAUGCCAUAUAUCACUUUUUUGGGAGAACUUUAAAUCGCUACUGCGAGUAUCAUUUGGCUGUCAAAUUUUAUAAUACAAAUCUUCAAAUCUUGGGAGAUUCAGAAUGCCACGAUUACAGGUCCAGUACGUUUAUCGAACUUGGCAAUUCAUACACAAAAAUUGGCGACUUCGACAAGGCUAUGGAUUAUCACCAACGAGCACUGGAAAUUCAAGAGAAAUACCUAGGUCCAAACCAUGUCGAUGUUGCAGUUUCUUAUAACAAUAUUGGCCUAGUGUAUUAUGAUCAAGGUGACCUGGACCAGGCUAAGGAUUGUUACCAACGAGCACUGAAAAUUAAAGAGAAACAGCUAGGUCCAAACCAUGUUGAUAUUGCAGCUUCUUACAACAACAUUGGCCUAGUGUAUUAUGGUAAAGGUGAUCUUAAACAGGCUAAGGAUUAUUACCAACAAGCACUGGAAAUUGAAGAAAAACAGCUAGGUCCAAACCAUGUUCGCGUUGCAGUUUCUUGUAGUAACAUUGGCCUAGUGUAUUAUGAUCAAGGUGACCUCGACAAGGCUGAUGAUUAUUACCAGCGAGCACUGAAAAUUGAAGAGAAACAGCUAGGUCCAAACCAUGUUGAUAUUGCAGCUUCUUAUAACAACAUUGGACUAGUGUAUUAUGAUAAAGGUAAUCUGGACCAGGCUAAAGAUUAUUACCAACGAGCACUGGAAAUUGAAGAAAAACAGCUAGGUCCAAACCAUGUUGACGUUGCAGUUUCUUAUAAUAACAAUGGCCUAGUGUAUUAUGAUGAAGGUGACCUGGACAAGGCUAAGCAUUAUUACCAGCGAGCGCUUGAAAUUGAAGAGAAACAGCUAGGUCCAAACCACGUUAAUGUUGCAACUUCUUACAACAACAUUGGCUUAGUGUAUUAUGAUAAAGGUGAGCUGGACCAAGCUAAGAAUUGUUACCAACGAGCACUUGAAAUUGAAGAGAAACAGCUAGGUCCAAACCAUGUUGAUGUUGCAGUUUCUUAUAACAACAUUGGUCUAGUAUAUUAUGAUAAAGGUGACUUGGACCAGGCUAACGAUUAUUACCAACGAGCACUGCAAAUUGAAGAGAAACAGGUAUGUCCAAACCAUGUUGAUGUUGCAGUUUCUUAUAACAACAUUGGUGGAGUGCAUUAUAAAAAAGGUGACCUAGACCAGGCUAAGGAUUAUUACCUACGAGCACUAGAAAUUGAAGAGAAACAGCUAGGUCCAAACCAUGUCGAUGUUGCAGUUUCUUAUAACAACAUUGGCCUAGUGUAUUAUGAAAAAGGUGACUUGGACCAGGCUAACGAUUGUUACAAACGAGCACUGGAAAUUCAAGAGAAACAGCUAGGUCCAAACCAUGUUGAUGUUGCAGCUUCUUACAAUAACAUUGGCCUAGUGUAUUAUGAUAAAGGUGACCUCGACCAGGCUAAUGAUUAUUACCAGCGAGCACUGAGAGUUAGAGAGAAACAGGUAGGUCGAAACCAUGUGGAUGUUGCAGUUUCUUAUAACAACAUUUGUGGAGUGUAUUAUAAAAAAGCAGGGCUGUAAAUACUCGUUACAAUUGUAACACGUUACUGUGUACUCGUUACAUUUGAAGUAAUUUUAACCUGUAAUUAAUUACGUUUUUAGAAAUGUAACGAAAAAACGUAAUUAAUUUCAAAAGCAAGGAACUUGUUCCUUUUCCAAGGAGCAAAUUGAAAAUUCCUUUUUUUUAUAUAAACAGUAUUUUAUUAAUCAAAUUGAGGUGGCUCAAUACAGUUUUUGAAAUAUGACAAAAUCGUAAUUUAGAUUUAAUUUUUUGAAGAGAGGUUUCUUGUUAGAAGGCAAAACUUGUACCACAUAUAUUGAGUAAUCUUCUAAGAAUUGAAAAUUGUUCUCAAAAAUUACAUCAUUACCGUUGCUAUGGUAACAGUGACGUUUCAAUAUGGCCAACAUUUUGCCUUUUAACACAUUUUACUCGAAAAAAGGCCGGUUACCCCCACUUUUUAUUUCGUGAUACGUUUUCAUUUAGAAAAAUGAAUGAUAUGAACAAGUGUAAAAAAAUUCUGUAAAUCAGAAUUUUUAGAAAAUUAAAAAACGUGAUUUUUCGUGAUAAAUAUUUUUUGGAUCUACAGAAUUUUUUUAAACUUGUUCACAUCAUUCAUUUUUCUGAAUGAAAACGUUUCACGUAAUAAAAAAUGGGAGUAAUCGGCCUUUUUUCGAGUAAAAUGUGUUGAAAGGUAAAAUGUCGGCCAUAUUGAAACGUCAUUGUUACCAUAGCAACGGUUAUGAUGUCAUUUUUGUGAACAAUUUGCAGCUCUUAGAAUAUUGCUCAAUAUAGUGGUACAAUGUUUGUCUUCUAAUAAGAAACCUCUCUUCAAAAAAUUAAAUCUAAAUCACAAUUUUGUCAUAUUUCAAAAACUGUAGGAAGCCACCUUAAAUGCAAUUGCUCUAAAAGCGUCGAAGCUUAUUUGGGAGAAAAUUCCUUUUCUUAUUUUGUUAAAAGUAAGAAAUAAAGAAUACAACGUUAUGAAAAAAAUUCUGAAAAAUGGCUGAAAUAAUUUUCAACGAGAUCACAUGACAUGAUAGCCUACAUGAAGUACAAUUUAUUGCAAAAGUGGAAACCACAAUUUGUUUCGAGGCCCAGAGCGCCAAAUAUUGGCAAAUAAAGUUUUAAGUUUAUAUGCGUCGAUUUGCAUGUCAAAUGUUUUAAUAUAUUGAAAUAUCAUCUGAUAAAUUCUUGCAAAUUUAAUAGUUUAUAUACCGUUUUCAAUUACAACUACCGUUUAAGAUAUUGUCCUAUAAUAUAUAUGGUAACAAAUUUCCGGUAAAGGAAUUUGUAAUUAAUUCCUUUUUUCCACAGUAAUUUUUUCAUUGUACUUAAUUACAUUUUUGAACAAGUAAUUGUAAUCAGGAAUUUAUUACAUUUUAAAGCAAGUAAUUGUAGUUGGAAUUAAUUCUUUUUUCAGUGGUAAUGUUGCAGCCCUGUAAAGAAGGUUACCUGGAUCUGGCCAAGGAUUUAUUACCAACGAGCACUGGAAAUUAAAAAGAAACAGCUAGAUCUAAACCACGUUUGUCUUGCAGUACAGUAAAAAAAGUAAACUGGACCAGGCUAAGAAUUAUUACCAACGAGCACUGGAAAUGAAAAAGAAACAGCUAGGUCCAAACCAUGUUGAUGUUGCAGUUUGUUAUAACAAAAAGGGCCUAGUGUGUUAUGAUAAAGGUGACCUGGACCAGGCUAAGGAUUAUUACGAACGAGCAAUGGAAAUUCAAGAGAAACAGCUUGGUCCAAGCCAUGUUGAUGUUGCAGUUUCUUAUAACAACAUUGGCGAGUAUAUUAUGACAAAGGUGACUUGAACUAGGCUAAGGAUUGUUACCAACGAGCACUGGGAAUUAGACAAAAACAACUGAGGUGCAAACGAUGUUGAUGUUGCACUUUCGUACGAUAACAGUGUUGGAAUUUCCUGGAAAAAAGAUAGCGUGGACUAUGCAGGCUAAGGAUUAUUACCAACAAGCUCUAUAAAGAUUUACUUGCCACUUCAAACAUUGAUCAUAUUUUUACUAUAUGUUGCCUCCAAUGACGCGAUCUUCGAGCUCAUUUACUGCAUUCAAGUGGAGGGCACACGAACUGGUUUUGGACAUGUUUAUAAAUGAUUCUUGGUAUGGGACAUUAAUUAUAAUUUUUUUUUAUGUAACGAAUUUAUUGAGCAAUCUACAUAGUACAUACUAUAUCAGGUACAAAGAUAAAAAACGUGCCAAACGAAAGACAAAACACACGUCACAAAUCACAAAUUAGUAUAUACUCUCAAAUUAAUUAAUUAUUAAUUAAUUAAUUAAUUCAUAAUUAAUUAAUUAAUUAAUUAAUUAUAUAAUUUAACUUGUACUUAGUUUACUGUGUAUACUCUUUAAUUUGUAAAUAGUUAUUGUGUGACGCUCCUCAUGAAAAGCAGCUCACGUUGAUCGAGGCAAGCGUGUUUAAAUAAAGUUUUACCAUACCAUACCAUUUUAUAUAGCUGUAAUAUAGUUUAUCAAUAUUUAAUAGUUCAAGUAGUCAGUUAUAAAUUACCUUUUAAGGUAAUGAUUAUGAUUAUGAUAAUA